Phodopus roborovskii (desert hamster) is the source of this 4857-nucleotide messenger RNA. It is a transcript of the gene Rxra, whose product is annotated as retinoid X receptor alpha. Bases 111 to 1514 code for a protein of 467 amino acids. Lineage: Eukaryota; Metazoa; Chordata; Mammalia; Rodentia; Cricetidae. The transcript has 10 exons. The record is from RefSeq and is a predicted model, not a curated record. Gene Ontology annotation, biological process: positive regulation of transcription by RNA polymerase II; retinoic acid receptor signaling pathway; cell differentiation. Gene Ontology annotation, cellular component: nucleus; RNA polymerase II transcription regulator complex. Gene Ontology annotation, molecular function: zinc ion binding; retinoic acid-responsive element binding; nuclear steroid receptor activity.
CGCUGCCGCCGCCGGCUCCCCGCCGCCCGGGCCCGGGCCGGCCGCGCCGGGGGCCGCUGCGCUGUCGCCCCGCUGCUUCGCUGCCGGCCGGGAAUGAGUUAGUCGCAGACAUGGACACCAAACAUUUCCUGCCGCUCGACUUCUCCACCCAGGUGAACUCUUCAUCCCUCAGCUCUCCAACGGGUCGAGGCUCCAUGGCUGCCCCCUCGCUGCAUCCCUCCUUGGGUCCAGGAAUUGGCUCUCCGCUGGGCUCCCCUGGGCAGCUGCACUCACCUAUCAGCACCCUGAGCUCUCCCAUCAAUGGCAUGGGUCCACCCUUCUCUGUCAUCAGUUCCCCCAUGGGCCCGCACUCCAUGUCGGUGCCCACCACACCCACACUGGGCUUCGGGACUGGUAGCCCCCAGCUCAACUCACCCAUGAACCCAGUGAGCAGCAGUGAGGACAUCAAGCCCCCGCUGGGCCUCAAUGGCGUCCUCAAGGUUCCUGCCCAUCCCUCAGGAAAUAUGGCAUCCUUCACCAAGCACAUCUGUGCUAUCUGUGGGGACCGCUCCUCAGGCAAGCACUAUGGGGUAUACAGUUGUGAGGGCUGCAAGGGCUUCUUCAAGAGGACAGUACGCAAAGACCUGACCUACACCUGCCGUGACAAUAAGGACUGCCUGAUCGACAAGAGGCAGAGGAACCGGUGUCAGUACUGCCGCUACCAGAAGUGCCUGGCCAUGGGCAUGAAGCGGGAAGCUGUGCAGGAGGAGCGGCAGAGAGGCAAGGACCGGAAUGAGAACGAAGUGGAGUCCACCAGCAGUGCCAAUGAGGACAUGCCCGUGGAGAAGAUUCUGGAAGCCGAGCUUGCUGUUGAGCCCAAGACUGAGACAUACGUGGAAGCCAACAUGGGGCUGAACCCCAGCUCACCAAAUGACCCCGUUACUAACAUCUGUCAAGCGGCAGACAAGCAGCUCUUCACUCUUGUGGAGUGGGCCAAGAGGAUCCCACACUUCUCUGAGUUGCCUUUGGACGACCAGGUCAUCCUGCUACGGGCAGGCUGGAACGAACUGCUUAUUGCCUCCUUCUCCCACCGCUCCAUAGCUGUGAAAGACGGGAUCCUCCUUGCCACUGGCCUGCAUGUACACCGGAACAGUGCUCACAGUGCUGGGGUGGGCGCCAUCUUUGAUAGGGUGCUAACGGAGCUGGUGUCUAAGAUGCGUGACAUGCAGAUGGACAAGACGGAGCUGGGCUGCCUGCGUGCCAUUGUCCUCUUCAACCCUGACUCCAAGGGGCUUUCAAACCCUGCUGAGGUGGAGGCGUUGAGAGAGAAGGUGUACGCAUCACUAGAGGCAUAUUGCAAACACAAGUAUCCGGAGCAGCCGGGCAGGUUCGCCAAGCUGCUGCUUCGUCUGCCCGCAUUGCGCUCCAUCGGGCUCAAGUGCCUGGAGCACCUGUUCUUCUUCAAGCUCAUCGGGGACACGCCCAUUGACACCUUCCUCAUGGAGAUGCUGGAGGCCCCACAUCAAACCACCUAGGCCCCUGCCGCCCGUGCGCCAGUCCCGCGCCCUGCCUGGACACAGCUGCUCAGCUCCAGUCCUGUCCCUUGCCCUUUCUGCUGGCCCAUGUGGACCUUUGGGGUGCAGUGUCCCUAUGGUCUCAAAAGAUGCGUCACCAUCCUUGUCAUCUUUUAUUACUGCUUGACUUUGGCCCAGGGCCAUGGCCAGAGCUGGUUGAGACCCAGCCAGCCUCCUUCCCCACAUCAGGCUCUUAGGCUACCCUGCUGUUACUCUGAGGGGCUUGGGGUGCUUCACGGGGUCUUCAGCACCUGGAGCUACAAGAGCUGGGAGAAGGGCUUGUUCUAGUUGCUGUUUGCUGUCGCUGGUUCUCGACAUGCCCAUGUUUGGAGUGGCCCAUCUUUGCCUGUUCAGAGAUCUGGUACCCAGCUAGGGUGGGAAGUUACCCUGGGGUAAAGAGGGAACAGGUGGGGGCAGGUCCUCUCCCCCUGGGUCAUAGCUAACCUGCAAAGCCUGUUUCCAAAGAUAUCCUGAGAUGUCACCAUAGCCACUGUGCAGGAUUCUGGGAUCACCUCAAGGCUGCAUGGGCCAGAGGUCCUCCCAGGUUUUUUUUUUUUUUGUGUGUGUGUGUGAGUGUGUGUGUGUGUGUGUGUGUGUGUCAUUGUCCCCCACCAUAUGUCUCAUUAACCCAGGAUUAGUCAACUGUAGUGGCCUGGCUUUUCCCUAUUCCAAAUCUUCCUUUGUGGUCUGCAAGGUGGUGCCAAGGACUGUCCUGGAGGGCUACCCCUGGCUCAAGUAGAAUGGGCUUUCCAACUCAGUGGUCCUGUGGGCAACACAUGGGCUGUCUUUUUGCUGGCCUCUUGUAGGACACUGGACAUCCCAAGGCUCAGGGAGGGGAGGAGGUUGUUGUCUUGUUUCCUGAGAGAGGGAUGGAGGGACUUGGGGAUGAACCACACAGGUAUGAAAGGUGACAGUGCCCUGGUGUGGCUGACUUGCCAGGCUCUGUGUGGGACUCCUGCAUGGGCCCCUUCUUUGACUGGCCACUUCUGUUAGGAGUGCUGAUAGAACUCCUGUUGGUAUGGUGUUGUCUGUGGACAGUGUCCAGAAUCUUACCCAAGGGCUCUGUCACAUCUGCUCAGGUGGCAGGCUGCAGACUCAGACUUGAGCUUUGUCUGUCUGGCUCACCUCAGGCUUCUCCAAUUGAACAGCCUUUUUUGCACUGUAGGACCUCCCUGAGUCCCAGUCUUCAUGAUCCAGGGACCCAGGUUUGUCAGGAGCAGGUGCCUUGGUGGGGAUGAUCACACUGCCUCCCCAACAGCUGGUCUCCCAUUGGUGCAGAGGGGUAAGAGAGGAAGGCCCUCCUGGAACCAGCCAUCUAGGGGGUUGGGCCUGGAGGUGGUGGGUAGGAGGAGCCAGUUUAAUAGGUUCUAUGAGGAAGGACACAUUCAUUUUCCAACUUUUCAAAGUCCCAACCAUAGCCAGCUGAGGCACCUAUGAAAGAUCCAGAAACAUCUCUGCUGUACCCCCUUUCUCCUUGUGAUGGCAUGAGAGAUGUGCAUUGGAGGUCUAACAGUUCCCAGGACCAGCGAGCUGCCCCUUCUCUUAGGUUUUCUAAGAAACUCUGUGCAGGCUUUGGGGAAUGGUAGCACCAGGCACAGGGAGUAGAGUCCUCAACCCACACCUAGCACUGUGCCUUCUGCAGACCACUGCUCCCAUUGUUCAUGCUGGCCCCAUUAUAUGCUAUGCUCUGCGUUCUGUGCCACUGAGGAUGGUCAGUGGAUCCGGCAGAGACAGUCCUGGGACUGACUCUGGAAUGCUGCCAUGUCUGGGCUUGGCUGGCUCUCAGGCACUCAGGGGCCAUGAUCUCUAGGCCCGCUGUCUCACAUAGCCUUACCUGCCACUGCUUGUUAUCGUAGACUCCCUGAUGGGCUUCCUGUUCCUUUAGCCUCAUUGUCACCAUCACUGUGUGUACAGUGCUGUUUGUUUGCAGGGGAGGUGUGGGCGUUGUGUCACUAAGAGAAUUGGGUUCAUUUAACCAGACCUUCAAUCAUGUUACCAAUCUGGCUCAAUUAAGGUGAUUGUAAUUAUUAUUGUUAUUAUUAUUUUGGUGGGACAAUCUUUAAUUUUCUAAAGAUAGCACUAAUGUCAGCUCGUUAGCCACCCUGCACCCAUCCCCACCUCAGCCUGGUUGGAUAACAGCUGCCAUCGAUGGUCGUAUGACAUCCACACUGCUGCUUUGGGGCCAUAUUCUUCAUCUGUGUCACCUCCCUACUUGGAGAUUCAUUUGGGGCUCCUAUGACGGAGAAGUGAAGAUGACCACAGAGCCUGUGGUCCAUGUCACUCUGAAACCACAGUCUGAGGGAAUUUGCUCUUAUACCCUCAGUUUUCCUAAGUACAGCCUCCCUAAGGAUACUAAGCUGUUUGGUGACAGUGCCAAGGGACACCUGAGGCCCCUCCCUUGGGAUCCCAGAAGAUCUGGCCGGAGCAGGCAACCAGUGGCUAAUCAUUUGCUGUCCCUAUCACAGAACUGGGGAAUGUGACCUGGUCCCCAUACACACAGUUGUGUGUUGUGAACAUGUAUGUGCUGUACAGAGACUGUGCAGAGGCUGCUUGCCCAUGACAGGAGGUGUAGCACAGUUACUGAUGUUUUGUGUUCUCUUUAAUCAAGACUUUCCCAUUUUUCUGUACAUUUGCUUCUUGUGAGCAAGGACCUGAGGUCCCCUUCUGUGGGGAAGUCGGGCUCUGGUGACUCUGGAGGCAGGGGACGCAUCUAUUUUCAGAUGCUGCAGGGCUGGAGUGCCCUGAUCUCUAGCCAUGCCUUAGCUGGGAUGCGCGGCCACUGGGGGGAGGAUGCCGCGUCCGCAGGGAAUAAAGAUAGAGGAAUGUUUAACGCACCGGGAAGGGUAAAUGAAUCUAUUUUUGUACAAAUGUAAUUUUAUCCCUCAUGUAAACUGGAUGGCAUGGCAGGGGACCUGUUUUGUUUCUGCUUUGAGUGUUGAGAAGCGUUGGGACACCGGGACGCUGAGAUGGCAGAGGAGGCCCUCCCAAGGAGGCUGAAGACUGGUGCGAACAGCACAGACAGACAUUUCCUUUGGUGGGUGGGAGGGCCACAACCGGCAGGGCUUCCUUCCCCUUCUUGGUGAUUGGAACAACCUUGCUAUAUCCUCGGUGCCUGCCUGCCGGCCUCGCCGCAGCUCGUCUGACUGUGAAAUGACUUCCCUGCGUAACUGCUCUCUGGGACAUUAUGGCGCAGACGCUGGGGGUUGAUGAACAGCAGUCUCAGGAUUGUAGAAAAGAAACACAGGAAAACGUGAGAGGAGAGACAAAUACGAGCGUUUCAAAAUAUAUCUCCAUUCGGUUCUCA